Trichogramma pretiosum is the source of this 1261-nucleotide messenger RNA. Its product is annotated as coiled-coil domain-containing protein 25-like. The record is from RefSeq and is a predicted model, not a curated record. The transcript is spliced from 4 exons. The coding region runs from base 227 to 820 and encodes 197 amino acids. NCBI's taxonomy places the organism in Eukaryota, Metazoa, Arthropoda, Insecta, Hymenoptera, Trichogrammatidae.
UGACGCAAGGCACUUAUACAGGCUUCCAUACAGGUCCACAUGUGUACAUUUAUGUGCCACAUGGUGUGCUGUACUGUCAUUCUGCGACUCUCUGUUGUUCUCGACGCACGUGCUUUUCGACCGGUGAUCAAUAGGUGCCGCAGCAACUCGCCGGCAAAGUUGAAAAGAAAAUUUAUAAAAUAUUUCUCUUUUAUAAUCCUUGGAUUUAUCUUCUAGAUAUUACAAAAUGGUGUUAUUCUUUACAAGUGAUGUGGAGCAAAAACCAGUGACUUUGUUAAUGGGAGUUGAUAAGUAUGAAAAUGAGGAUCUCAUAAAGUGGGGUUGGCCAGAAGAUGUUUGGUUUCACGUUGACAAAUUCUCAUCUGCCCAUGUAUAUUUGAGAUUAAAAUUUGGUCAAACCAUUGAUGACAUUCCUGACAUUGUCUUGGAAGAUGCAGCCCAGUUAGUCAAAGCCAAUAGUAUCGAAGGAAACAAAGUCGAUGACAUUGAUGUCAAUUAUACUAUGUGGACAAAUCUCAAAAAAACCCAAGGCAUGGACGUUGGGCAAAUUGGUUUUCACAACCAGAAAGAAGUCCGUAAAAUUCAUGUGUCUACACGCCUUAAUACUGUAGUUAAUCGUCUAAAUAAAACUAAAGAGUCAAUGAAAGUUAAUUUACGUGCUGAGAGACAGGCAAGGGACAAAGGAGAGCAAAAAGAUAAGAGAAAACCAUCAAGAGAAGUAAAAGAGAAUUCACAAAACCCUGAUUUGGUUCAUAACAGCGAAAAUCAGUCAAGAAUAAAACUUAACUCCGGUAGAAAAAGAAGAAAUGCCUCAAAAUAACAAAAAUUCAAAAAAAUGAAAGUGUUUAUGAACUGCAAUAAAUUCUUAAUUGUGAUGCAGUGCCAGUAUUAUUUAAACUAGUCAGUGAUUAGCAUGUGUUUAUUAGCAUGGUGUAACCUGCAAUAAAUUCAUAAUUGUGAUGUAGUGCCAGUGUUACAUUUCCAACUAGCCAGUAUAUGUUUAUUUGCGUUAAAAUUGUAAAAAAAAUUGAGUUGUCAAUAUUUGUAAGCGAACGAGAUGCCUUAGAAAAUAUUGUUUUUAUUGUUGCGACGUUCUUAAAAAUUAAUUUUAAUAGAUGGUAUCUCUUGUAAUAUAAUCGUCAUUGGGAUAUCCCAUUGAUAUCAUCGAGAUAUUCCAAAUGAUACAUAUUACAAUUUAUAAUCGUGUAUACACAGAAAAAUAUUGUACUAUCUCUACAAUAAACGAAGACAGAAAACAGAA